AUGAGCGACGUAAAGAAGGUGGUUGUUGUGGGUGAUGGUGCGGUGGGCAAGACGUGCUUGUUGAUGGCCUACAGCGGGAAGCCCUUCGACCCGGUGUACGCCCCAACCAUAUUCGAGAAUUACAUAACCGAGGUCGACAUCGGCACCAAAGUCAUCAAACUCUCCCUUUGGGACACAGCCGGUCAGGAGGAGUACGACCGGAUUCGUAUCAUGAGGUCUUAUGUGAAUGUGCACUGCUUCGUGGUGUGCUUUUCCGUGGUGGAUUCCAUCACCUACAAGAACAUCAAGGAGCGCUGGAUUCCCGAACUCAAGCACUACAGCCCGGGCACGCCGCUCGUGUUGGUGGGCACCAAGGAAGAUCUGCGGGGCACCGUGGGUCAGCUGGACGACGGGCGAGAGGAGGUGUCCUAUGAAAAGGGCAAGGAGCUGCGAGACGAGAUCAAGGCCCUCGCCUAUCUCGAAUGCUCCGCCAUCACCAAGAACGGAAUCAAGGCCGUGUUCGAUACUGCGGUGCGAGUCUGUGAAGGGCUGAUUCGAGGUCCCUCCAAGCCCAAGAGCGACAAGAAGUGCAUCCUCCUCUAA
Acanthamoeba castellanii str. Neff is the source of this 582-nucleotide messenger RNA. RefSeq names its product Ras subfamily protein. Bases 1 to 582 code for a protein of 193 amino acids. The record is from RefSeq and is a predicted model, not a curated record. NCBI's taxonomy places the organism in Eukaryota, Discosea, Longamoebia, Acanthamoebidae. The transcript has 6 exons. Gene Ontology annotation, biological process: small GTPase-mediated signal transduction. Gene Ontology annotation, molecular function: GTP binding; GTPase activity.